AUGAACGUACACAAGCUCUGGGAAUAUAAGGAAUAUGUGAACGUGAAUGGAUUUAUGUUAACAAAUGAGCUGAUAUCGUUAUUACAAAAUUCCCUUACAGUGUUGCAAGUCGAGAACCAUUUCUCUCACAUUCAAUACUGGGGAAAAAUUUAUGCAGUCGACGCUGAUUAUCAUAUUGCCGUUGGUAUUAAUAAGGAUGCCAUAGAUGACCGCAAGUAUUAUUAUUCAACAGACUUUAAAUUUUGGGGUUUGUUACCGAGAGCCAAGAAAAAAUACAAGCAUCUCGCCCUUCUGACGUCGUUUCCUUUUAGAGGCGAUCCUUCCUUGAAAAUUAAAGUUCUUGACGAAGCAUUGGAGGAACACAACCCUGAUAGAUGCCAAUUCAUGCAAGAGGAAAAAAGACUAGCGGCUACUAUAAGCAAUAUCUGUGAUGAAGCUGAAAUAUGCGCACGUGGACAGUUGAUUAAGCAACCAGAUGGAACGGUGGUUAUAAACCCAAAUUUUUAUGGAUUGACAAGUGCGGAAGCGAAAUUGUUGAAAUCUUAUCUACAUAUUCGACCAGCGCAACAACGCUGGAAUUCUAACUUGCUAACAAGACAAGAUUACAACUACAGUAUGGAUUUUCUUGACUCAAUCGACCAAGAUAUACCAAACGGUUGUUGGAACCUGUCUUUAGAACAGUGCGGCAGUGUUGCGUACUUAAAAAGUUUGUACUGGCCGGGAAUGUCUUAUUUUCAUAAAAUAAAAACUCCAGAUGCUGGUUUCUUAUACGUUGGAAAUGGAAAGAAGAAUUUAGAUGUGCCUUUUCUGCUUUGAAAUUUUGAGUACCGGUUUAAGUAGUUUUUUUCACAUUCUUUAAAUAAAACAGAAAACAGCGUAUUAGCACUUA
Molecule: messenger RNA, 889 nt
Organism: Colias croceus (clouded yellow)
Lineage: Eukaryota; Metazoa; Arthropoda; Insecta; Lepidoptera; Pieridae
Gene: Rsph9
Product: radial spoke head protein 9 homolog
Exons: 1
Coding region: 1-816 (271 amino acids)
Biological process (GO): motile cilium assembly; axoneme assembly; cilium movement involved in cell motility
Cellular component (GO): axoneme
Source: RefSeq, a predicted model, not a curated record